AUGACCAUGUCAAGAAACCCUGUUCAACUUACACCUGCUCAUAUUGAGUUUCUCAAUAAAAGGUUAAACACCCUUAGUGCACCAGAGAUCAUAAAAUGGGCAUAUUAUACAUUUCCAAAUCUAUAUCAAACUACUGCAUUUGGAUUAACUGGUUUGGUUACUGUUGAUAUCAUUUCAAAAUUAUCACAAGAGUUGAAUCAUGAUGAAGGUCACUUGAUUGAUUUGAUCUUCCUUGAUACAUUAUACCACUUCCCACAAACACUUCAGCUUGUUGAUAAUGUCAAACUGAAGUAUAACCCAAAGAUUCAUAUUUACAAACCAAAAGACGUCAGUGAUGAGAAGGAAUUUGUCAGCAAGUAUGGUGAUCAAUUAUGGGAAACUAAUGAAGAAUUCUAUGAUUUCUUGGUAAAAGUUGAACCAAGUCAACGUGCAUACAAAGAAUUGAAUGUAUCUGCUGUUUUAACAGGUAGAAGAAAGUCCCAAGGUGGUGCACGUACUGAAUUGAAGAUUUUGGAAUUGGAAGAAACAAGUGGUGUCAUUAAGAUCAAUCCCUUGUGGAAUUGGGAUUUCAAGCAAGUUAAACAAUACGUGGACAACAACAACGUUCCAUAUAAUGAAUUACUAGACUUGGGUUAUAAAUCCAUCGGAGAUUGGCACUCGACUGUUCCUGUCGGUGAAGGGGAAGACGAAAGAAGUGGAAGAUGGAAAGGUAAGGCCAAGACGGAAUGCGGUAUCCAUACCACUAGUAAAUAUGCCCAAUUUUUACAGCAACAGUAA
Messenger RNA from Candida tropicalis MYA-3404, 777 nucleotides. It is a transcript of the gene MET16, whose product is annotated as phosphoadenylyl-sulfate reductase (thioredoxin). Gene Ontology annotation, molecular function: phosphoadenylyl-sulfate reductase (thioredoxin) activity. The record is from RefSeq and is a predicted model, not a curated record. Bases 1 to 777 code for a protein of 258 amino acids. Gene Ontology annotation, cellular component: cytoplasm. The transcript has a single exon. NCBI's taxonomy places the organism in Eukaryota, Fungi, Ascomycota, Pichiomycetes, Serinales, Debaryomycetaceae.